Lasiosphaeria miniovina is the source of this 1503-nucleotide messenger RNA. RefSeq lists its product as uncharacterized. Gene Ontology annotation, molecular function: cis-regulatory region sequence-specific DNA binding; protein binding. NCBI's taxonomy places the organism in Eukaryota, Fungi, Ascomycota, Sordariomycetes, Sordariales, Lasiosphaeriaceae. Gene Ontology annotation, cellular component: nucleus. The transcript is spliced from 2 exons. The coding region runs from base 1 to 1503 and encodes 500 amino acids. The record is from RefSeq and is a predicted model, not a curated record.
AUGUUCCUUUCAGACGACCAACAGCAAAUCGCAAGUCUUGGUUUGGAGACAAACGGCAGCGGGAGUCACACAGAUGGCCACCACCAGUUGACGUUGACUUCUGGGCCCUCCAUUCCUCCACACCCUCUCCGGAUCAAACCCUUGGGCAACAAGUUCUUUGACAAUAGCAACGAUGCUCGCGAGUCCUUGGGCUCCUUACAAGUGCUGCCCGAUGAGAUGUUAAUGCAACUUCUCGAGUAUUUUGACAAACGCAGCCUGAGGCUCUUUGGGUAUACCUGCAAGUUUCUCUUCGCCCAUUGCAUGUCAGACGAUGUCUGGAAAUACAUUUUCCUCGAGUCGGAACUCGGAAAACAGUCUUCCUUUACAUGGCUUGGCUCAUGGAGGGCAACUGUCCUGGGCCUGACUUUAGAGCGACGGAUCCAAGUGGACUGUAGCAACGUCUUCUCCGACGUCCUCCAUCGCCCGUUUGUUUGCAGCCACAUAGCACUUCAUGACCACACCGCAAACAUCCCAGCAAAGAACCAAAUUGACCGCUUCGAAGAUCUGUCAUACGCAGAAUUUGCAGAUAAAUGGAGCAGUAAGCCAUUUAUUCUCACAAAACACAUCCAGUCAUGGCCGGCUUAUCAGUCCUGGAACCUUGGCAGCCUCCUGGACCGCUACUCGAAUGUCAACUUUCGAGCUGAGGCUGUGGACUGGUCAUUUGCAACCUACUAUCGGUAUAUGCUGGACAGCCAGGAUGAAAGCCCCCUCUACCUAUUUGAUCGGAAAUUCGCCGAGAAGAUGGAUAUUGAGGUGAGCAAGGGGGGCGGUGCGGCAUACUGGAAGCCCGACUGCUUUGGUCCUGACUUAUUCGAGCUCCUCGGCACAGCACGGCCGGCACACCGAUGGCUCAUUAUUGGACCCGCUCGGAGCGGCUCUACUUUCCAUAAGGACCCCAAUGCGACAAGUGCCUGGAACGCUGUGAUCCAGGGCGCAAAAUACUGGAUCAUGUUUCCCCCAACAACUGCGGUGCCCGGAGUGUACGUCUCCAAGGACAACAGUGAGGUCACCAGCCCCCUUAGCAUCGCCGAAUGGCUUCUCGAAUUCCAAGCAGAAGCCCGGAAGCUGCCAGACUGCAGAGAGGGCAUUUGCAAUGCAGGCGAAAUCCUCCACGUCCCAAGUGGAUGGUGGCAUCUGGUAGUCAAUCUCGAGGCCGGAAUCGCCCUGACUCAAAACUUUGUACCGAAAUCUCACCUCCCAGACGUCUUGUCCUUUUUGAAAGACAGGCCAGACCAGGUGUCUGGCUUCAAGAAGGAGGUAACCGAACCGUACAGCAUAUUUGUGGCUGGGCUGAGAGAGAAGUAUCCGGACCUGUUGGAGGAAGCCCUCGGAAAGCUGGCAGAGAAACAAGUGCACAAAAAAAGAAGAUGGGACUUCGCAGCUGGCGAUGAUGGGGCCGAGGAACAGCCACAGAAGAAGAGCGCCGGGUUCAGCUUCGGGUUCGGGUUUGGAGACGACGGCUAG